This is a messenger RNA of Vanderwaltozyma polyspora DSM 70294, 1494 nucleotides long. It is a transcript of the gene RBS1, whose product is annotated as Rbs1p. Lineage: Eukaryota; Fungi; Ascomycota; Saccharomycetes; Saccharomycetales; Saccharomycetaceae. The annotation marks the transcript as partial. Gene Ontology annotation, biological process: galactose metabolic process. The record is from RefSeq and is a predicted model, not a curated record. The transcript has a single exon. Gene Ontology annotation, molecular function: nucleic acid binding.
AUGACUAAUAAUAAUGAAACCAAUAACAAUCCAACUCCAAUUCCUAAUGAGCAGGUUGAUCAAAAUAUUAAUUUAACCCCUGCCAUGUUAACGGCACUUUUCCAACGACCCUAUGAUCGCCAAUUCGUUAUAGAUUUAGAAGUAUCGAUAUUAGGUUUUAUAGAUUCAAAUGCCUUAUCUUAUGAAUUGAAACCAAUGAAUUCAUAUUAUAGAUUACUAGCUCAUCAAAUAGCAGAAUAUCAUAAUCUACAACAUACUUUGGCAAGAUCUCAAGAUAAAUGCUUGAUCAUCUUUAAAGGGGAAGGGUUUAAAAAAAUUACAAAUAAACCUCUAUUACAACAUAUACAACCUUAUCUAGCUGGACCUCAUCCGCCUAUAAUACAGAUGUCAAUACCACCACAUCAACAUUUUUAUCCUGAAUCACCAAAUCAAAUUAGUAAUCAUAAUAUGAAUAAUGCAAAUAAUAAUACAAAUAAAAAGUUUAAACUAUUGAAGAAGGAUCAAUCAACAUCUUCCAUCAAUAGUACUGAUAAUAGUGUGGAUCAGGAAUUUGAAAAUAAUAACUCUGUUAAAGAAUCAUAUAAUCAAAUUGAUCAAGAUGAUAAUAGUAAUAAUAAUAGUAAUAUAAAUCUAGAACAAGAUAGAACUGAAAGAGAAAAUGAAUACGAAUUACGCAAGAAGAAAAUAUUCGAAGUUGAUAAGACUGAUGACGAAGAUGAAGAUGAAGAUGAAGAUGCUAAUGAAAGUGAAGAUAAUGAUAAUGAAUCAGAUCUGGGAAAUGAAUCCAAUGUCCCUUCAACUCCUGAUAGAACAAAUAGAGAUGAAAUUGAAAGACAUUCAAGUUCUUCCUAUGGAAGUUCAGGUGAUUCUCCACAACCUCAUCAAUUCGAAACUUCAAGAUACCAGUUCGAACAACAUAAUAAAAGUUCUAAAUAUAAUAAAAGAUCAAAUUCCAAUAAUUAUUCCUCUAGAGGUCAAAAUAAUCAUUAUAAAGGUUAUAAUAAAUCACAUAACAAAUAUGGGUAUAACAAUUUGAACAAUAAUUCACCUAUGCCUUUCAAUUCUUAUAAUAUGCCUCAAAUGGGAUAUCCAACACCUCAAAUGCAUUCAGGCUCAGGACCUUUCCCAAUGAUGUACCCUGGUUCAAUUCCCAUUGAUGGUCAAAACAGGUUCAUGCAACCACUAAUGUAUGCAUCAAUGGGUGCUGGUCACUCCAAUGCAGAAUCUCCUAUGGUGCCUCCAUAUGUUCAAUAUCCUUAUCAAGUUCAAUAUUAUCCAUUUAAUUCAAUGCCUUCACAAAAUAUGCCAUACUUCCAGUAUUCAUCAGUGAAUGAUAAAGAUAAUAAUUUUUAUGGAUAUCAGCAAAAUGCAGGUGUCAAUGGUAAUAACAGUAAUAGGAAAAAGAAUGGAAAUAGCUAUAAAUCUAAACAAGUGACUGAACCUGUUUCUGAAGGCACAAGAAAAAUAGUUAGUGCAUCUGAUAAAGAAAGUAUG